UUAAGAGGUAAAGUCAGGUCACGUCAGUCAGGGACUAUCAAGGUGCCCAUUGCUAAUGCGUACUAUAUGAUAUCUUACUCCUGACCUGUCACAACCAACGUUCGUCGUUGGCACAUAUCACUCGCCUGGAUUGCUUCACGAUGACUCUGACGGCAACCAAGUUCACCCCGGAGGUGAUGCUCUCGGCCCCUAGGCGGACGCCAGGAGUGCCCAAUUCCUCGGGCAAAUUGGCCCUGUAUUCAGUUUCGACAUAUUCUUUCCAGGACCAUAAAAGAACUUCCCAGAUCCGGGUCCUGGUUAUCGGGUCUGCGGCGUCAUACACGCUCGUCGAAGACGCAAGUGCUAGUGAGCCCGUCUGGCUUAGCGAUGAGGAAUACCUCCACCUGAAAAGCGGCGACAACGGGACCACGACCCUGAUUGUUCGACAUAUCAAAUCCGAUUCAGAGCGCAACCCGUACGAGGCUGGUUCCAUCAACGGCCCCAUCUCCAACGUAAAAGUCAAGAAGCUCUCCAAUGGCGCCAUUGCUUUUGCAUGCUCGGCCCUGUCCACCCCUGGUGGCGAGAUAUUCAAUCCCAAGGCCGAGAAGAAGCCGCAAUCCACGGCCAGGGUCUACACCAGCCUCUUCGUCCGCCACUGGGACACGUGGAACACCGAGAACACCAGCGCCAUCUACUACGGGCUUCUCGAGCAGAAAGACGGCAAGUAUUCGCUCCGUGGCAACAAACUCACCAGCGCCCUGGCUGGGACGCGGCUGGAAUCACCCGUACCUCCCUUUGGAGGCACUGGCGACUUCGAUAUUGGCCCUGAGGGGCUAGUGUUUGUGGCGAAGGACCCUGAGCUCGACCCUGCCCUCUACACUAAGACGGAUCUCUACUUCGUUCCCCUGAAAGACUUUACCGAGUCCAGCGCCGGAUCCCCCCGGAUCGUGAAGACACCGGGCCUCGACGGCUACUCCAACAGCCCCGUCUUCUCGCCCUGCGGCCGCAAGGUGGCUUUCACGCGCAUGCGCAGCAACCAGUACGAGUCAGACAAGCCGCGCCUUCUCCUGGUGCCCGACAUCCGCAGCCCGGACCAGGUUGAGGAAUUCUAUGCCACGGCGGAAGGCGCCGGCGGCUGGGACUCGCGGCCCGAGUCGAUCCUCUGGAGCCACGACGGCUCCAAACUCUACGUCACCGCCGAGCACCACGCACGCACCCUCAUCUUCGAACUCCCGUCCGCGCCCUCCAGAGCCACCUCCCUCCCAACCCCUUUGCAGACCCCCGACGGCAGCGUCAGCUCGGUCUACCUCCUCGCCGACGACAGCGACGCCCUCUUCGCCACCACCACCUCCCUCAUCGACAACUCGUGCUACAGCAUCGUCCACCCUUCCUCCUCCUCCUCCCCCCGCGUCAUCUCCUCCGCCUCCAAGCAAGGCAAGUCCUUCGGCCUGUCCCGCUCCAGCGUCGACUCCAUCACAUUCCGCGGCGCCGGCGCCUACGACGUGCACGCGCUGGUCAUGCGACCCUCCAGCUUCUCCCAAGACACAGACACAGACAAAGACGACGGAAACCACCAGAAACCCACCAAAACCAAGAAGUACCCGCUGUGCAUGCUCAUCCACGGCGGGCCACAGGGCGCCUGGCUCGACGCCUGGAGCACUAGGUGGAAUCCGGCCGUGUUCGCCGAGCAGGGGUAUGUGGUGGUGUGUCCCAACCCGACCGGGUCUACGGGAUACGGCAUGGCGCUGCAGGACGGCAUCCGGGGGGAGUGGGGCGGCAGGCCGUACAACGAUCUCGUCAAGUGCUUCGAGUGGGUCGUCAGUAACAUGCCCGAGGUCGAUGGCAGUCGGGCGGUGGCGUUGGGGGCGAGUUAUGGCGGGUAUAUGAUCAAUUGGAUCCAGGGCCAGCCUCUCGGGCGCAAGUUCAAGGCGCUGGUGUGUCACGACGGGGUGUUUUCGACGUUGAGCCAGUGGAGCUCCGAGGAGCUGUUCUUCCCCAUCCACGACUUCGGGGGGACGCUCUGGGACAACAGAGACGGCUACGAAAAGUGGGAUCCCGCUAUGUUCCUGAGCGAGUGGGCCACGCCGCAGUUGAUCAUCCACAGCGAGCUGGACUACCGCCUGCCCAUCACCGAGGGCCUCGCGGCCUUCAACGUCUUGCAGGCGAGGAAGGUCCCGAGCAAGUUGCUGAUGUUUCCGGAUGAGAACCAUUGGGUGCUCAAGCCCGAGAACUCGCUGGUCUGGCAUCGCGAGGUGCUGGGCUGGAUCAACAAGUACUCUGGGGUGGAGGACGAGCAGCUGGCGGAACAGACUGCGCGGUUGAGCGUGGAAUAAUAAGGGGGCCGGAGACUAUGGCUUGGGUUUGCAUGGCCCCCAGCUCGGCAAUCCUCAUCAUGGCGUGCUGAACAGACUCUCGGGAGAGGAAGACCGGGAGUUGGGCAAGGCGGCGCGGCAUUCGCGACUUACUGGGGAAAAGUCAGCGAGGUACUACUAGUUCGCCUUUUGGCUCUUGGAGAUGGUUGGAGGUCGUCCAAGAAGCGACGAAUGGCUUCUCGGCUGCGCUCUCUGAAUACAACGUCCAGUCCACGGGUGGUAGUUGCCUCUGGAAAUAAGUACUUUGGUUACCUAGUUACCCUGACGGUUGUUACCCUGAUUGCUUGACGUUGUCGUGAGGUUAGAAGAAGCAGGCCAGCACACGCAAAGGCAGCGAUGUAGUAGUAACAGUGAUGAAUGACC
Molecule: messenger RNA, 2714 nt
Organism: Chaetomium strumarium
Lineage: Eukaryota; Fungi; Ascomycota; Sordariomycetes; Sordariales; Chaetomiaceae
Product: Alpha/Beta hydrolase protein
Exons: 5
Coding region: 141-2312 (723 amino acids)
Biological process (GO): proteolysis
Molecular function (GO): serine-type endopeptidase activity
Source: RefSeq, a predicted model, not a curated record